AUGUUUGAAUUUCUUUUAUUCUUAAAAUCAUUAAUUUAUGUUAUAAUUGAUUAUAUUUAUAAUAAUUAUUUAAUUAAAUUUAAGAAACAUUAUUGGAAAUUAGGUAUAAAUUUAACUAAGAAUCAAAAAAAAUUUAUAAUAUGGCCAAUUUCAAUUGUUUUUAUAUUAUCUUAUCCCUCCAUAUAUUCAAUUUAUAAUUCCGGGAUUGAUGAAGUAAUAAAUGGGAAUGGAUCAUUACAAAUUAAAGAUAUUGGAUUCCAAAGUCAGAAUUUUGAUAUAAAUAAUCUAAAUACAUUAUCAUUAAAACAAAUUUGGUUAACACCAAAUAUAAAAGAAUCAUCUUCAUCAAAUAUUUUAAAUAAAUCAAUAUUAAUUGAUUGUUUAAAUUUUCAAAAUCAAUUAUUAACAAAUAUAAAUAAUAAUGAUGAAAAUUUUGCAUAUAUUCAUACUCCUUUAAUAACUUGGAAUAAUGAUUUAACUUUAUUAGAUCUGGAAAAAAACCCAAUUAAAUCAAUAAGGCAAAAUAGUCAAAUUUGGGAUAAUGGAUUAUUAUCUGGUGUGGUUAAGAUUAAUGGAUUAAUUAAAUCUGCAGAUUCUCUUAGAAUCUUGAUUUUUUAUAAAGAAUCGAAAAAUGGAAUUGAUGCAGGAAGUACAUGGGAUCAAAAUUUACAAAAUUUACAAGAAAAUUCAGAUUUUAAAAUGUUCAAAUUCCAUAAUGAACAAAGUUCUACAAUGAAAUCAUUUUUCCUAAAAUUAACUAAAAUGAAUUCUUUAGAUCAUUUAAUAUUAAAUGGAUCAUAUCUAUUAAUUAUGAUUUAUUUUUUAAUCUCAUUAACAAAUUUAAAAUAUGUUCAAUCAAAAAUUGGAUUAUUAUUUGCAUUUAUCAUUGAAAUUUCAUUAUCAAUUUUAUCUUCUGCCACUAUAACAAGUUUUUUAUUUCAAGGUGGUGUUGAUUUUAAAGAAAUUCAUUUAGAAUUCUUACCAUUUAUUAUUAUUGUUGUUGGUAUUGAAAAUACAUUUAGAUUAAUUAAUUCAAUUUCACAAACACCAGUUGAACAAUCUAUUCAAUUAAGAGUAUCACAAGGGUUAUCAGAUGUUGGAUUAACGUCAACGCUGGUCUCUUUGUUAGAUUUGAUUUUAUUAAUCUUGAUUUAUCCAUUUGUUUCAAUUAAUACUCAAAAAUUUUUAAUAUUUGCAAGUAUAACAUUAAUUAUUGAUCAUUUUCUACAUUUAACUUUCUUUGCUGCGGUUUUAAGUGUUGAUAUUCAUAGAUUAGAACUUGAUGAAUUACUUAAUAAUAGAGAUUCCAAGAAAAAUAAUAUUUAUGAUUCAUUAAAUUCAACUUCAGAAAAUUCAAAAUUAUUUAAAAUUAUAAAAUUUAUUAAAAAUAUUAAAUUACCAAUAUCUACAACUGCAACUGGUACAAUUGUUAUAAUUUUAUUUUUAAUUAUUACAAAUAUAAGAUGGACUGAUAAUAAUAUAUGGUCAAACUUGUUGCCCACAUCUCAUUCUCAGAAUUCAAUCAAUAAUGAUCCAUUAAAUUUAAUUAAAAAUGAUGAUGUAUUAAUAAAUUUCAUUGAUAAAAAAUCACUAAGCUCAGAAAUUAUCAAUCUUUCUUAUAAAAACAAUGAAAAAGAUUUAUCAAAAGUUUUAAUUAAAAUUUAUGAACCAAAAAUUAUUUCACAUGGUCCAACAAGAGUUGAAAACUUUGAUUUUACAUUAAAUACAACUUAUAAAUUUGAUUUAUAUUAUGUUUUAGAAUUUUUAACAUCUUUAGCAUUUAUAUUAUCAAUUAUUUUACUUAUUUUGAAAAUUUUCCAAAUUGAUAAUCCAAUUUCAGAAAAUUUGAAUGAUCCAAAUUCAAAAGAAAUUUCAAAAUUAAAACAACAUUCUUUUAAUUCUAAAAUUUUAACUGGUGGUCAUUUUUUAGAUAUUAUUAAAAUUGAAACUUCACGUUCUCCAUUCAUCGUUUCAAUUGGAUUAGAUCAUAAAUUAUUAGUUUGGUCUCCUGCAUCUCAACCAAUGCCAGUUCCAUCUCAAUUACCAAUAAAUUCUUCAAUUUGGCCAAUAACUCAUGUUACUUACAAUGACUUGGAUUUGGAAAUUAAAAUUAAUGAAUUAGAAAAUACAAAACCCCUUGAAGCUUUUUUCAGAAUUAAAACUAUACCAGCUUUUUUACAAAGAAAAUUAAAUUUAAAUUCAAAAAUUCAAAAUACUUCAGCUCCAAGUUCAAGAAGAAAUAGUAUGAGAUCUAUUGCAUCACCUGCUUUAAUACCCUCAGGUUUAUCUUUUACUAAUACCGCAGGUGCACAUACUGAUUUAAAAGAAUUAGUUAUAAUAUUAAAAGAUGGCCGUGUUGCCAGAUUAUCAUGUGAAGAUGGUUCAUUAACUUUUGAAAAAUUAACAAAUUCAAAAUUAGUUUCAAGUGCAAAAUUAAUUACACCAAGAGUUAAUGAUAGAUUAGUUAGUUUUACUGAAGAUGGUAAAGUUUUAUUAUCUACUGCUGUUAAUAAUAAAUGGAAAACAAGAAUUGUUCAUAUUGAUGAAUAUAAAUUUAAUAAUCCUGAAGCUUUUUCAACUCCUCCACCACAACCAUUACCACCUAAUGAUUUAAGGAAUUCUGAAAUUGAUAAGGAAAAAUUAACCAAAGAGUUUAGUAAAUCUGAAAUUGCAAUUGUUCCAUUUGUUGGGUUUAUUGUUAGAACUCAUGGGAUUUUUGCUGAAAUUAUUGAUGUUCAAACUGGUAUAUUAAUGAAAAGAUUUAAAAUUCAAAAUUUAAAAAAAGAUUCAUUACAUGUUUUCCAUGAUCAACCAACUCAUUGUCGAUUUUGUGGUUCUGUUUCAAUAACUUCAUUUACUAUUGUUUAUACAACUGAAAAAAAUAGUGUUAUUAUGCAUACUUUUAACGUUGAUCAUAAGGCUAAAACAAGUAUUUGUCUUCGUGUGGAAAGAGAUCCAAGAGAAAUUAGAUGUGUUGGGUUUGAUCAAGUUACUGAACAUAAACAUGAAUUGAAAAAUGUUGAAGGUUGGAGUUGUACAGAUAAAAAUCAAAUUGUUGGUAUUAGAAGGAAAACUGAAGAUGAAGUUAAAAAAUCUUUGGAAAAAUCAGAAAAAAUUUCUACAUUAAGAAGAAGAAAAAAUUUAAAUAAAAAUUUUAAUCAAAAUUUUGAUCAAAAUGCUCCAAGACUUCAUGAUUUAUGGGAAGGUUGGUCAAUGGCUGCUGAUGGUAAAGUUGAUUAUUAUGAAAUUCCAGAUGAAGGAAGUUCUGGUGGAUUAUUAGUUAAUAGUAUUGGACAAAUUAAUUCAUUUGGUCAUAAAUCUAUUGUUGUGGCAUUUGGUAAUAUUAUGAGAGUUUUAUAUUUAGGUAAUGAUAAUUUAAUUUAUAAUGAUGAAGAUCAUAAUCAAAAAAAUGAAAUUAGUGGAUUAAAUUUUGUUAAUAAAAGAAGAAAAAAUUUAAGAAAAAUUGAUAAUUUAACUUCAACUAAUUUUAGUGAAAUUGAUACUGUUCCUGGUAUUUCGGAAUUAGCAUUAUAA
Hansenula ciferrii is the source of this 3534-nucleotide messenger RNA. Its product is annotated as Sterol regulatory element-binding protein cleavage-activating protein. NCBI's taxonomy places the organism in Eukaryota, Fungi, Ascomycota, Saccharomycetes, Phaffomycetales, Wickerhamomycetaceae. The record is from RefSeq and is a predicted model, not a curated record. Gene Ontology annotation, cellular component: endoplasmic reticulum membrane; Golgi membrane. Gene Ontology annotation, molecular function: sterol binding. Gene Ontology annotation, biological process: SREBP signaling pathway. The transcript has 2 exons. The coding region runs from base 1 to 3534 and encodes 1177 amino acids.